AUGGUGUUUGCUCUGUGCGAAUGCGUCGACAUGUCGGCUUUGGGGGAGCUGACCAAGUGUAUAGUCAACUUCUUCCUGAACCAUGGCCAGCUGAUGCGCCUUCUCGAAGGAACCAUCAAAUACGAAAUCCAUCGGACACUCGAGAUCGGAACCCUCUUCCGAUCCAACAGUGUGGCAGCCAAGGUGCUGGGCCACUUCAUCCGCUUGAGUGGUCGGCGGUACCUGCUGGAGCUGCUCGGCCCUCUCCUCAAGGAGCUCGCCCUCGAGGACAAGGACGUCGAGAUCGAUUCCUUCCGCUGCGAGUUGGCGGAGGAUGUGGUCCAGCAGCACGUCGUCGAGCUCUCCGCCAUUUGUACAAAAUUCCUUCAGCGAAUCGACUCGAUGGUCGACCAGUGCCCACUCCAAUUCCGGAUCAUCUGCAACCUGCUGCACACAGAGACGAAGCGAAAGUUCCCUGAUCUCGAGUGGCCCAUCGCCACCGGCGGCUUCUUCUUCCUUCGCUAUAUUUGCCCCGCCAUCGUCGCGCCCGAGACCAUCAUGCCCGAGUUCGCCACUCUGGCCAAGGGUCCCAACGUGCGCAGGACUCUGGUGCUGCUGACCAAGACGAUGCAGAAUCUGGCCAACGGAACUCGCUUCUUCAAGGAACCGUUCAUGAUGAGCAUGGUGCCCUGGAUCGAUGAACACCUUCCGCAGUGCAAGGACAUGUUCCUCGACCUCAGC
Molecule: messenger RNA, 720 nt
Organism: Acanthamoeba castellanii str. Neff
Lineage: Eukaryota; Discosea; Longamoebia; Acanthamoebidae
Product: GTPase activating protein Sar1, putative
Exons: 7
Biological process (GO): regulation of GTPase activity
Source: RefSeq, a predicted model, not a curated record